GCUGGGCUGGAGUUCAAGGCACUGCACGUGGUCAGAUGCCGCUAUGAACUGCUGCUGCGUCUUUUGCAAGGCCCGGCCUAUUAAGCACGUGUCAAAAGAAGCGCCCAAAUGACUUUCCUUCUUCCGCCCACCUCUGGCGCCUUUUGCAUCUUGGCUCGGGGCUGCCAACGAUGUUUGGAAAAGGGCUGUCCUCGCUUCUUCUGCAGGUGGAGAACAGACCAGCCGGGCUAGAAUAGGCCGCCCCGUGAGGGGUGGGGAGCGUGCGACCCCUCCCUCGCAGAAGGGGGCAUCCCAAGAGCUUCAAAGCGGUAACGCGGGGCUGGGAGGGCCGCCAAAGCCAGGCGAGUCUUCUCCCCCUCCCCGCCACCAGGCACAGCACAGGCAGCCUCCUCCUCUCGGGGCAGGCAGGGCGGGGACUAGAGUCCCGCCGCCGGCCAGGCACAAAGCGCGGAGCUGCUGGGGGCGCAGGCUCCGGCAGGCAGCCCCAUGGCCCUGCUGCUGUUGGCGCUGGCGGCGGCCUCCCUGGCUCGGUCGUGCGCGGCCGUCCCGUCGGGGGGCAGCCGGUUCUCCGAGGUCCGCGUGGCCCGCUGGGCGGCGGCGGCGCUGCGGCACCUGACGGCGGCGCCGUGCCCGGAGCGUGGCGGGCUUUUGCCGCGGCCCCAGUGCCAGCGCCUGGCGCGGCUCUCGCAAGGGCCGGGGCCCGCCGUCUACGUCUCGGAGCCCGCGCAGCCGGGCCACAAAGUGCGGGCCCUUCUGCCGGACGGCUGGGGGGACAGGCCCGGCGUGUCCCCGGUGCCCGGCCGCAACCAAAGCGCCGCGCCGCAGCGUCCCACCGGCGCCGCUCCUUCGGCGCACGACGUUGUCCUGGUGCUCGACCCCAGCCCCGGCGCCAGCUUCGGCCACCCGCUCCUCCUCUUCUACAUCGACUUCAACGUGACCCCGCGACGGUGCCGCAGCCGUGACCGCCUCUAUUUGGGGAAUUAUGAGUGCUUGACACCUGCCCAGAGGAGCCACUGUGAGAACCAGCUGAAGCGCAGGCCGGGACGUGGCAAGGGGCGGAGCCAGCAGUCGGCAGGUCGUGUUCGCCGUGAGGAGCCACCUGUUGGGCUUUGUGAGAUCCAUUUUCUGCCCUUGGUAGUUGUGGCACAGGACCCUAAACAUCUGCAGAAGCUGCACUGCCUGGACCUCCGUGGAUUCAACCCGUGCCCUCAGCCUCUGCCCCUCAUUAGCUCCACUUCCACAGUUGCCUAUUGUGAGCUGAACAAGAACACCCGGCGAUGCCACCGCCAGCAGCUUGCAAUGUACAAGUCUUGCCGCAUGUAUCAGACAUGCGAUCAUGCAGUGCUGAUAACAGGUGGUUGGCAGGAGCAGGUCACCUACCCACAUCAUGCCCACAACCUGUUGCUCUUCUCCCAGAUGCUUCAACGGAAUGGUUUCCGGCAAGAGCACAUUAAGGCCUUCUUUGCAAGCGAGGGGCAGGCUUCAGUGGCCGUAGAGAUGGGCGACGUGUACCCGGCCACAGAGAAGCUGGCGAUUCGCUCACACUUAACCUUGGUCUGCCGGAGUCUGCACUGUGCCGACUCGCUGGUGCUUUACCUCAACAGCCCAGCAGCCAGCGAUGGCACCAUUCUGCUGUGGGAUGCCAACCGCAAUGGCAUUGCUGAUCCUAAGGAGCGCUAUCCCAUCUCUGAACUAUUAGCUGACUUGGAAAGCUGCAAAGCACACAGGGUCUUCCUCUUUCUUGACCAGAGCUAUCCAGAACCACUGGCAAAGAAGCUGCGGGUAUCACGGCGCCAUCCCAAUGUGGUGCUAGUGCAUAGCGGCAUCACCACCAGCGGUGGAUCAACUUUUGCUGAGUUCUGGGCAGGGCUACAGCCUGACCAGUGUCUUCUCCAGCACAUCUUGCCUGUGGGUCCUUGGUCAGCAGUCUUGGCCUCUGGCACUUCAGCCCAGUUGCUCAAUGUCACAUUAGCGGGAGCACCUUGCCAUUCAGUGCCACCCCUGGGUGAGGAGGAGCGUCAGCGGCGCUACCACGGCUGUCAAAAUCUGCCCACCAUGUUGUGGUAUCAGAGCAGGCACCAACAGCUGCCGCAGGAGGAAGACUGAGGUGGAUGGGGCAGAGCCCAGGGUCUCUCCACUUGUUCCCUAGCUAUGGACCCUUUCCCCUCCCCACCCCCUGGCUUCAAGGGAAAAGAAAGGGUGCCUGCCAUAGCUCUUUGGGAAGCCUGGUGUGGUCCCUGAACAUUGCUGCGGUAGGUUGAGGCAGCCUCAGUAAACUGCUGCACUGCAAUGGACUUUCAAAAUGCCAGGGCCAAAGGAGAAACCAAGUGCGACAGCCCACUCUUGCAUCCCGUUGAAAGAUAUAAAAUUAGCGAGACAGCUCAGUGGUCACACAUAGGAAUACAGCCAUGAUGCGCAAGACAGAAGGACAGUGGAAUCUGAAACCUGUGCUAGGGAAGCAGGGCAGGGCACUAUACAAGUGUGGGAGGGCCAAAUGGAGCUGCAGCUACUUCAGUGGUCACAGUGUGCCGUUGCCCUGCAUGCGGCAGUUUCUCCUUCCCUUCACGGAAAAGCCACAAGUGGUGUGUGUCACUCUACAGAUAAAAGCUCUAAUGAGCUCGCUGGUGAGAAAACAAUAGGGAGAAACACUCUGUAAGUCAACCAGCUGUUUGAAUAAAGGACCACUGUUAACGGA
This is a messenger RNA of Sphaerodactylus townsendi, 2695 nucleotides long. RefSeq lists its product as uncharacterized. The coding region runs from base 487 to 2106 and encodes 539 amino acids. The record is from RefSeq and is a predicted model, not a curated record. Lineage: Eukaryota; Metazoa; Chordata; Lepidosauria; Squamata; Sphaerodactylidae. The transcript has 7 exons.